Calliphora vicina (urban bluebottle blowfly) is the source of this 2003-nucleotide messenger RNA. RefSeq names its product Ance-4 (gene Ance-4). The transcript is spliced from 6 exons. The record is from RefSeq and is a predicted model, not a curated record. Gene Ontology annotation, biological process: proteolysis. NCBI's taxonomy places the organism in Eukaryota, Metazoa, Arthropoda, Insecta, Diptera, Calliphoridae. The coding region runs from base 96 to 1928 and encodes 610 amino acids. Gene Ontology annotation, cellular component: plasma membrane. Gene Ontology annotation, molecular function: peptidyl-dipeptidase activity; metallopeptidase activity.
GAUCGCUGAAGAUCAGUCUGCUGGCGAAUCUCAAAGCUUAAGCAUCGAUUGCAUUAAAUUUUAAAGCGGCUUGUGAAAAGGUUUUAAAUAAAAUAAUGAAGCUUUUACAAGCUUUCUUGGUCGCAUUGAUCUUUAAGAUCUCUCUAGCUGCCCCCAAUAAUGAAACAGAGGCCAGAAGUUUUGUGACCAAAGCCAGUGAUCGUUAUUAUAAUCUCUAUAAUAAAAUAGCAGCUGAAACAUACUCCUCCAUAGAUGAUGAAGAUUUUGAAGAGAUUUUCAAAAAACUAAAUAAUGUCAAGACUAUUUCCCAAGAAUUGGUGGAGAUCUCUCAAGAUGCGGCCGAAUUUGAUUUGAGCAAAAUAAAAGAUCCUCAGCUUAAGAGAGCUUUACGUAAACUACGCAAAGUGGGCAAUCUUUUUGUUUUGGGAGAGGAUUACUUUUCUUCCUUCUUGUUGAAUUUAAACUCGCUGAAAAGUCUAUCAACCGAUAAGGAUAUUGAGCCGUAUUUGGGCGGCAUUAAUAUGCCGGAUCAAGACGAUAGUGCUAUCGCCUACUAUCCGGAUAUACAAAAGAUCUAUGAGACCAGCAAUGAUGCAAAUGAGCUGAAAUACUAUUGGGAGACUUGGAGAGAAAGAAACUCUAUAUGGGCAUCGGUAAACUUCUAUACCACCAUAGAGGGUAUACAAAAGGCAGCCGAGAUUUCAGAACAACCAGUUUUGGAAUUAUAUUAUAAUCAAUAUGAAAACAAAGACUUCCUGAAGGAAAUGGAAAAAGUUAUGGUAGAAAUAAUGCCAGCCUACAAAGAGUUACAUGCCUUCGUUCGUCACGAAUUGCAUAAGAAAUAUGGCAGUGAUGUUGUAGAUCCCAAUGGUCCCAUACCAGAUCAUUUAUUUGAGCAGGUGUUAUCGCAAGCCUGGAAGGAGGGCAGUGUUAUUGAAUCAUAUUUCCCCUUCAAAGAGUUACCUCCCUACGAUGGAUUCGUCAAGAAGUACGAUGCCAAAAAAGUGUUACAGGAAGCUCAACAAUUUUACAAAUCAUUGGGCUUUUCCGACCUUGAAGCAGACUUCGUCAAAGAUCAGCUCAAGGAACACGAUGAGUCGACAAAUAUAGGAGAUUGUCGAGCCGAUAUUUUCGACUUAACUCCAAAGGUCUAUAUGAAGUAUUGUCCCAAAGUAGACUUUAAGAAAUUUAUGCAAAUGCAUGGUUACAUCAGUCGCAUACACUAUGCCCAGGAGAAGAAAAAUUUACCAGCCUAUUUCUUUAACUCUUACGACUUGGAAUAUCCGGUGGGCGAAGCUGUCAUCUUAUCUGCCUGUACUCCCAAACACUUGCAGGCUAUCGGUUUAGCCAACGACUUUACAUUUACCGAUAAAACACUUAUGAAUCGUCUUUUCCGAAUGGGUAUCCAUACAAUAUUGAAUGUUCCUCAGUUCUUUGUGCACAGUAAAGUGGUACACGAUCUAUUGAAUAAUACAGUGGAUAUGGAAGGAGCCAACAAGCACUAUUGGAAACUGAUGCAACAUUAUGUGGGCACUGAGCCGCCAUCGGAUCGCGAAGAAGGUUCCAUAGAUUUUCCUUAUAAGUUUUAUAUGGAUUUGGAGCAAAAUUACCAGACCAAAAAAUUCGUCUCUGAAAUUUUGGGUUAUCAAUUCUACAGAGCUUUCUGCCAGAAAGCAGGUCAAACGGGUCAGUUGCACAAUUGUGAUUUCUACAAAAAUCAUGCGGUGGGCAAUGAUUUGAAAUCCAUGAUGUCUUUAGGCUCUUCAAAAUCCUGGCAUGAAGUUAUUUCCAAAGUUUUGGACAAACCCGAUAUCAGUGGUGAUGCCUUAUUGGAAUAUUAUGCACCGAUUAUUGGUUGGGUUAAAUCAUUGAAUAGACAAAAUAAGCUCAAAAUUGGCUGGAAUGACAGUAAAAAGAAGGUUCUUUAGAUGUUUUCUACAACUAUAUUGUCUAUUUUAUUAUAAUGGUAAUUUGCUUGCAAAUAAAAUAAAAUUGUUAAAAUA